AUGGCGUCCAACGACUACUACUGCGGCACCGGCCAACGUCCCCACGACACUGCGUCCCCCGCUCCCUACAACGACGCUCACUUUGCGCCCUCACCGCAGUCGACGCCCGCGCCCUCAUACCAUUCUGCUAAUCCCGCUCAAGCGCCCUUUGCCGCGCCCCAGGAUCAUCCGUCGCGCACCGGGCCCUCGCCGUUCGACACCGUCUUCGACGACCAUGCCUAUCCCAUGAACUCCAACACGAGACCCUACGCCGCUGGAAGCAACAGCAGCAUGUCGCAGCAGGGGCUGUAUCAGGAUACUGGCUACUAUGGCCAGGCCGGGGCCACCUCAUCCAGGCCCCAUGAUCCCAACGACAUUCCUCUGCAGGACCAGGCUGGCAAGGGGCCCGAAUUCAACGACCACAUCUACGACGCGCCUGAAGGUGCGCAGAGACGUGCGCGCAGCAAGAAGGGCAAGGUUCGCAUCGGCGAGCUUGGCAUGUUUGGCGCUGACAGGAAGAGGAUACCAUGGAUCACGUACAUCUUCACCAUCGUCCAGGUCGGCGUCUUCAUCGGCGAGGUUGUCAAGAACGGUAUCUUGACCGGCUCGCCCAUCAUGAUCAAACCUCAGUUCAACCCCAUGAUCGGACCCUCGACGCAAGUCAUGAUCAACAUGGGCGCUCGUUACACGCCCUGCAUGCACAACAUCAAGGAGAUUCAGGGGUCCACCAUCCCUGUGCUCUUCCUCUGCCCGAAUGCGACCCAGAAUGACCAGUUCUGCCCUCUGUCCGAGGUCUGUGGCUUCGGUGGCGUCCCGAACCCGACCUUCAACAAUAAAGAUCAGUCACCACAGCCGAACCAGUGGUAUCGCUUCAUCAUUCCCAUCUUCAUGCACGCCGGUCUCAUUCACAUCGGCUUCAACAUGCUUAUGCAGCUCACCAUCGGAAAGGAGAUGGAGAUGGCGAUUGGGCCUAUCCGGUACUUUCUCGUUUAUAUGAGCGCGGGUAUCUUUGGCUUUGUCAUGGGCGGCAACUUUGCGGCCCCAGGCAUUGCCUCCACCGGAGCCUCUGGCUCUCUGUUCGGCAUCAUUGCCCUCACACUGCUGGACCUUCUGUAUUCUUGGAAGGAACGCCGCAACCCGGUGAAAGAUUUGAUGUUUGUUAUUCUCGACAUGGUCAUUUCCUUUGUCCUCGGGCUGUUGCCAGGUCUCGACAACUUCUCCCAUAUCGGAGGGUUUCUCAUGGGCUUGGGGCUGGGUGUGUCCGUCCUUCACUCGCCUAACUCGCUCAGGCGAAGGAUGAACAAUGAUAUCCCCUAUUCGGCCGUCAACGGAGAGGGCACGGCCACCUCGCCCUCGUUUUUCAAGAGCCCGCUGGGUUUUUUCAAGGGGCGCAAGCCGCUGUGGUGGAUUUGGUGGAUUGUGCGCGCUGCCGCCCUCAUCCUCGUCAUUGUCGUCUUCAUCGUCUUGUUGAACAACUUCUACACCGUUGGACACACCUGCAGCUGGUGCAAGUACCUUAGUUGUCUGCCUGUCAGCAACUGGUGUGAACUCGGGACGAUUCAGGAGCAGAAACCAUGA
Purpureocillium takamizusanense is the source of this 1557-nucleotide messenger RNA. RefSeq names its product Protein S-acyltransferase. The transcript is spliced from 3 exons. The coding region runs from base 1 to 1557 and encodes 518 amino acids. Gene Ontology annotation, molecular function: serine-type endopeptidase activity. The record is from RefSeq and is a predicted model, not a curated record. Gene Ontology annotation, biological process: proteolysis. Lineage: Eukaryota; Fungi; Ascomycota; Sordariomycetes; Hypocreales; Ophiocordycipitaceae. Gene Ontology annotation, cellular component: membrane.